AAGGAACGGAAAGUUGUCCUCUGUCUCUCAUCAGUCUUCAGCUCCAAUGACCAAAGUUUUCAAGCUUUGAUGAAAACCAGGACUCGGCGUGUCAGCUGAGUCAAGGCGAAAACCAUGAGAACGCCUAAAGAGGUCCUGCUGCACACUCUAGAGACCCUGGGAAGUGACGACUUUAAGAAAUUCAAAUGGUUCAUGUCCCAGAACGGGGUUCUUGAAGGCUUCCCGGCAAUCCCAUGGAGUCGACUGGAAAAUGCAGACAGGAUAAACACAGUGGAUCAGAUGGUCCUGAUCUACUGUAUAAACACUGUUAACGUCACAAAAAUGCUUUUGGUGAAAAUAGACAGGAAUGACCUGGUGGAGAGCUUCCCACAAAACAUCUCAGAACCUUCAGGGAUCUUGAACGAGUGUCAGUGUGACUUCAAGUCUCAGUUGAAGAAGAAGUUCCAGAGAGUGUUUGAAGGGAUUGCUAAAACAGGAAACCAAAUCCUCCUGAAUCAGAUCUACACAGAGCUCUACAUCACGGAAGGAAGAACUGCAGAGGUCAAUGAUGAACAUGAGGUCAGACAGAUUGAAACAGCAUCCAGGAAACCACACAGGCCAGAAACAUCCAUCAGACAAGAAGACAUCUUUAAACUCCCACUUGGAAGAGAUGAACCAAUCAGAACAGUGAUGACAAUGGGAGUGGCUGGCAUCGGGAAAACGGUUUUAACACAGAAGUUCACUCUGGACUGGGCUGAAGACAAAGCCAACCAGGACAUCAAGUUUACAUUUCCAUUUACUUUCAGAGAGCUGAAUGUGCUGAAAGAGAAAAAGUUUAGCUUAGUGGAACUUAUUUAUCACUUCUUUAAGGUAAUGAAGGAGGCAGGAAUCUGCAGGUUGGAGAAAUUCCAGGUUGUCUUCAUCUUGGACGGUCUGGAUGAGUGUCGACUUCCUCUAGACUUCCACAACAACGAGACCCUGAUUGAUGUUAUGGAGUCCACCUCAGUGGAUGUGCUGCUGACCAACCUCAUCAGCGGAAAUCUGCUUCCCUCUGCUCGCCUCUGGAUAACCACACGACCUGCAGCAGCCAGUCAGAUCCCUCCAGACUGUGUUGACAUAACGACAGAGGUCAGAGGGUUCACUGACCCACAGAAGGAGGAGUACUUCAGGAAGAGGUUCAGAGAGGAAGAGCAAGCCAAGAGGAUCAUCUCUCACAUCAAGUCAUCUCGAAGCCUCCACAUCAUGUGCCACAUCCCAGUCUUCUGCUGGAUCACUGCUAAAGUCCUGCAGGAUGAGAUGAAAAUCACAGGAGAGCUGCCCAAGACCCUGACUGAGAUGUACAUCCACUUCCUGGUGAUUCAGACCAAAGUGAAAGAGGUCAAAUAUGUUGGAGGACCUGCUAAACAUCCAGACAUCAAGAAGGUGGUUGAGUCUCUGGGAAAACUGGCCUUUGAGCAGCUGCAGAAAGGAAACCUGAUCUUCUAUGAAUCAGACCUGAGAGAGUGUGACAUUGAUAUUAAAGAUGCCUCAUGGUUCUCUGGAGUUUUCACAGAGAUCUUCAGAGAGGAGAGAGAAAUGUACGACAACACAGUUUACUCCUUUGUCCAUCUGAGUGUUCAGGAGUUUCUGGCUGCAGUCUACAUGACCCACUGUCACACCAACAGAAACAUUGGUGUGAUGCAGGACUUUCUGGGGGAUGUGAAAUGGGAACAUGAUAUUUCAUCGCUGGAUGCGUUUCUGAAGAAGGUCUUGAAAAAAUCGCUGGACAGUAAAAGUGGUCACCUGGAUCUGUUAGUUCGCUUCCUUCAUGGCCUCUCUGUGAAGUCCAACCGGGAUCGCCUAGUAGACUUGCUGGGUCGGUCAGAGAUCAGUCCAGAAACCAUCCAGAGAGUCAUUGGCAACCUGAAGGAUAUAGAUGCUUGGUAUUAUCCUGACAGAAUCAUGAACAUCUUCCAAUGUCUGAUGGAGAUGAACGACUCCUCAGCACAUCAGGAGAUUAAAAAGUUCCUGCAUUCAAAGGACAGAUCAGUUGACAAACUGUCUGCGACUGAAUGUUCAGCUCUGGCCUACAUGCUGCAGAUGUCGGAGGAGGUUCUGGAUGAGUUGGACCUGCAAAAGUCCCAACUGCCUAUGUCUGAAAUAGGCAGGCUGUUACCAGCUGUAAGAAACUGCAGACGGUUUCGACAUAAUUGUUGUGACAUACCAGAGAAUCACUGUGGUGUCAUAGCCUCAGCUCUGAAGUCCGAACCUUCCCAUCUGAUAGAACUGUUCCUGGGCGGUGUCAUGGAGGAUUCAGGACUAAAACUGCUGUGUUCUGGACUGGAGCAUCCAAAUUGUCGACUGGAGACCCUGACACUCUUUGACUGUGGACUCGUGGAAACUCACUGUGAAGUUGUGGCCUCAGCUCUGAAGUUCAACCUAUCCUGUCUGAAAGAACUGGACCUGAGCUAUAACACCCUGAAAGAUUCAGGAGUGAAGAUUCUGUGUGAUGGACUGCAGAAUCCAAACUGUACACUGGAGACUCUCAGCUUGGCAAAUUGCGACUUGUCAGGCAUCAGCUGUUCAUCUCUGGUCUCUGCUCUGAAGUACAACCCCUCCCAUCUGAGACAUCUAAACCUGAACAGCAAUGACCUGUACGAUUCAGGAGUGAAGCAGCUGUGUGGAUCUCUGGAGAUUCCACAUUGUAGACUUGAGACUCUGAGAAUGGAACGCUGCCGGUUGACAGAAAUCAGCUGUGGUGCUCUGGCCUCGGCUCUGAGAUCCGGCCGGUCCUGUCUGAGAGAACUGGACCUGACUUACAACCAACUGAAGGACUCGGAUGUGAAUCAGCUGUCUGAGCUCAAAGAGAGUCAACACUUCAAACUGGAGAUCCUGAGAUGGAAGUCUCAGUGAUAAACAGGGAUAUAAAAAACUGCCGUCAUUGCCAGUGUCGGAAAAUAAAAACAGGUUAAAAUGGACAAGUAAUACUUGUCGUGAAACGUGACAAUGAAACUUUCCUGGUGAAGCCGAAACCCGGAACCACAGAGGAAGAAACAGAACAAAUUCUUCCAGCAUGAACUAGAACCAGCUGGGUAAAGGUCCUGAAAUUAUUGCCUAAUAUUCCAGAUUCAUGGUACCAACACCCACUUACAGGAGAAUUGUACAAAAGGGGAGAGAAAAAGACAAAGAACUUUGUAGGGCAGUCCCAAGAAAAAAACAGGAAGGAGGGGGGUUUAACUUAAAAUCAAAAUAUGUGGUUUUAGUAAAUCCUGUCAGGUAUAUGAUCAAUUUAACCGAUUUUAUGUCAUUAUAACCCAGAGUUAGUUAUCCAGGUUACACUGAUGCAAA
Messenger RNA from Melanotaenia boesemani (Boeseman's rainbowfish), 3306 nucleotides. Its product is annotated as NACHT, LRR and PYD domains-containing protein 12-like. The record is from RefSeq and is a predicted model, not a curated record. Lineage: Eukaryota; Metazoa; Chordata; Actinopteri; Atheriniformes; Melanotaeniidae. The transcript is spliced from 8 exons. Gene Ontology annotation, molecular function: protein binding. Bases 115 to 2871 code for a protein of 918 amino acids.